Messenger RNA from Saccoglossus kowalevskii, 1981 nucleotides. Its product is annotated as NACHT domain- and WD repeat-containing protein 1-like. Gene Ontology annotation, molecular function: protein binding. Lineage: Eukaryota; Metazoa; Hemichordata; Enteropneusta; Harrimaniidae. The record is from RefSeq and is a predicted model, not a curated record.
AUGGGUUGUGGUUUGAGUAAUCAGGUCGGUGAUCGGCUAGGCGGUAGCCCGGGAGGGACGUUGUCACCGAAGAGAAUUAAUCCUGGAUAUACGCAUAAUGUAGCGGUACCUAGUGAGGCACAGAGGAAAACCUUAGACGCCAUCUUAGCAGGUGAUAUGGAAAUAGCAUGUCCAUCGAAUGCAAAAAUUGUACGCAUCUUCACAAGUUCCACAUUUACAGAUACUCAGCACGAACGCAACGCUUUGAUGGAAAAGGUUUACCCAAAACUGAAGGCUUUUUGCCAGGAACGAGGAUACGAAUUCCAAGUGGUUGACAUGAGAUGGGGAGUACGGGACGAAGCUACAGAUGAUCACAUGGCCACUGAGUUAUGUUUGAAAGAAGUAUUGGAUUGCAAAAAGGUGUCUACUGGUCCAAACUUUGUGACGUUUCUUUCACACAAAUAUGGAUAUAGGCCGAUGCCUCGAAUGAUAGCAAUUGACGAGUUAGACAACGUUGUUAUAAAAGUGAAUGAAGAUGAACGGUCACUCAUAGAAAGAUGGUACAAAAAAGAUACAAAUCAUGUCCCGUCAAUGUAUGUAAUGCAGCCGGUCAGUCGUAUCAUCCCAGACUUUAUAACGGGGGAUCAAAAGAGAAAUGAAGAAGCGAAGUCACAAUGGUGGAAUGUGAUGCAGAAAUUACGACAAAUAUUUAUGAGAAACGUUGAUGGUGCACUCAAAGAUAAAUACAGAUUUUCUGUUACGGAGAACGAGAUUUGUCGCGGAAUUCUGGAAUCUAGUGACGCAGCACAGUCGACUAUAUGGUAUCACCGUGUAUUCCAUCACAUUACUAUGGACAGAGACAAUCCCCAGUUGAGCCGACAUGUCGAUACUAUGGAAGACGAUUCGUCAGUCUUGUUAAAUUCCCUGAAGAACAAACUUGCAAACGUUUUGCCAGAUAGAAACAUACAAACGUACAAUUUGAAAUGGAGCAAAAAAGGAUUUGACCCUGUAGCAGUCAAUGACCACAGAAAAUACAUCCAGCAGUUCUGUAGUGAUUUCGAACAUCAAAUGCAGGAGUUAGUGGUACAGGCUAUUUCUGAACGCGUACACUUCGAUUCGCUUGAUCCGUUGUACGAAGACAUUAUUCAACACGUCUCCUUUUGUCAAAAUAAAUGUGAAGCAUUUCAAGGACGGGAAGAUACUCUUUCAAUAAUUGAAAGUUAUAUAAAGAACAGUGCACACAAACUGCCUUUGGUUAUACAUGGACCCUCAGGUUCCGGUAAGACGUCCAUCGUUGCUAUGGCAGCCAAGAUGACUCGGAAAUGGACGACUGAUAAUACCGCAAUCGUAAUAAGAUUCUUAGGUACGACUUCUGCAAGCUCCAGUAUAAGAAGUGUACUUUACGGUCUUGUCAAACAGAUAAACAUCAUAUACAAGUUAGACAAUAGGGUGCCAGAGGAUCUUAAACAGUUAAUUCGAUCUCUUCGCGAACAAUUGACGAACGCUAGCGAGGAGCGUCCACUUGUGAUAUUCCUGGAUUCGUUGGAUCAAUUAGAUACAGGUGAUGGGGCCCAACAGUUGGCAUGGUUACCAACAGACUUACCCAAUAAUGUAAAGAUAGUAUUGUCGACUUUACCAGAAGAAAAGUACGAAUAUUAUCCUAGAUUAAAGACCAUACUGCCCUCUAGUGACAACUUUGUGGGAGUACCCGAACUGGCUGAGCAAGAUGUGCAGGAUAUCAUCCAGAAAUGGUUUUCCAAUGAAAACAAAACGUUGACUGACAAUCAGAUGCAAGUGCUAGUUAAUACCUGCCAGCGAUGUCCAAUUCCAUUAUUUUUAAAGAUCUCAUUUGUCGAAUCGUGUCGGUGGUAUUCCUAUAGUGAUAUGAAUGAGACUAUUCUGCAGGAGACUGUCCGUGACGCCAUUAUUACUCUGUUUGAACGAAUUGAAAAGAACCACGGCUCGAUUAUGGUUAGCCGGGCACUGGGGUACAUUACGGCAG